CCAUACUGUUGCAACAGCUGCCCGUCGCCUAGCUGGAAGAACGACAUUGACAAGAUUCGGAUUAAGGACAUACCGAAUGAGAAGAUAUCAUGGGAUGGUUGGGAUAACUUCAACUGCGACGCCUACAUGAAGAAGGAAAUGACCCAAGAAGAGAUAUCUGACGUCAAUGUGGAUAACGACUGCCAAGAGUAUAUAUCUCUAGCUGAAGACGUCCAGCAACCCAUCGGAAAUAGUUCAAUGAGGCCAUGGGAAAUCUAGAGCUUGGUGGGUAGGUGGGAGGAAAUCCAAUGCCAACCAUAAGUCUGUUUGCUGGCCUUUGCCACCUAACUUGCUGCUGACGUACAUGACUAACCCCUGCUUUUGCCACCUCCAGAUCCCUGUUUCUGCCAGCGCACUAUACCCCUCACAGCGGCCGCGAUACCCCUUGCCGUUAGUGGGCUUCUUAGCUUUGUCCGGAUCUAACCAGUGGAUACGGUAUCUGUCUGUUCGUGCGACGACGCAAGGGGGCGGGGGGGAGGAGGGGUUUGGUGAGCGAAGGCAGAAAAGAACGGGAAGGGGCCCUGCCCCCGGUUUUCGGGCUCUUUCUGGAACAUCAAUCGAAAGUAUGGAAGCCUUCCAGAGGGCCACUUUGGAGACUUUGGAAGGGAGGGGGGGGCGCACCGGGAAGGGGAUUGACACUGGAACGGCUGGGAACAGGGUUCGCAGGGUACCUUGUGUACCUGGCCGGCCAGGUAGUGUACGAGCACGUCAAAGGCAAGGACAGGGGCCCGGGCCCAAUGAUGGCGACUGUGAGCUGGCUGGGCCCAGCACUAGGUAGUGCAAAGAGGAUAGAAUCGUACUAAGUGAGGAAGGAGGGUG
This is a messenger RNA of Colletotrichum navitas, 858 nucleotides long. RefSeq lists its product as uncharacterized. NCBI's taxonomy places the organism in Eukaryota, Fungi, Ascomycota, Sordariomycetes, Glomerellales, Glomerellaceae. The record is from RefSeq and is a predicted model, not a curated record. The transcript is spliced from 2 exons. The coding region runs from base 344 to 817 and encodes 157 amino acids.